UUGUCAAGCGUCGCGGGUAAACGCCACACACGAGACCUGGCCGCGGUGGUGGGCGCAAAAAAUUGGACGUAACCGCAUCACCAAGCGCCGUAGACAGUACAGCAUUGCUACCGCCUGAUCACAUGUCUUACGAGACCGCCCAGAAAGUGCAGCAGCAGCAACUCAAGGACCGCGUCGUGUACGCAGCGAUCAUAGUACUGGGCUUUGUAGCUUUGUAUAUCAAUAUCAAGCGCGCGGCCAACGAGCACGCGGCAUGGGAAAAAGGAGAGCACAACUAAGCCUGCUCGCGCUGCCGAUCGCCGCGCUACGGAUGACGACCAUCGACGUAGCCGCGGUGCGCGCGGCCGCCGCGCCCUUCAGCUGCGCGAUCCUGCGACGAGGAGACGACAAAUUGCUAGCGGAGGUGAGAGGAGCCGACGCGCAAGCUGCCGCGGGCCGCUUGACGUGCUACGGCGGCAAGCGCGAGCAGGGCGAGAGCUCGAUUCAAUGCCUUGUGAGAGAACUUAACGAGGAACUCGGCUGGGCGCCCGAACAUAUACCUGCGGAGCCGGCCUGCUCGCUGCUCGUGGACGGGUACCUGAUCGCGCACUUCUACGAAGCGAGCGUGGACCGCACGGACUUUGAAACCGAAGGCCGGGCGUUCGAAUUCGUGGACGAAAGCGACGCGCGCUGGUCGGCGUGGCACGCGCGCAUAUUAGCCGCGAGGCGCCGCGGCGACGCCGUGGCAGUCUUCGACGACGGCGGUGAUCCCGCCGCGACGCUCGCGCUCCUGCGCAAAGUGCCGACGGCCGGCGAGGAGGGGCUCGAGCGACGCUACUACGAGCCAUUGUGAAUGUACAUAACUAAACUAACAAA
Pelagomonas calceolata is the source of this 855-nucleotide messenger RNA. The record is from the annotation of a GenBank genome assembly. Lineage: Eukaryota; Pelagophyceae; Pelagomonadales; Pelagomonadaceae.